This is a messenger RNA of Tauraco erythrolophus (red-crested turaco), 1870 nucleotides long. NCBI's taxonomy places the organism in Eukaryota, Metazoa, Chordata, Aves, Musophagiformes, Musophagidae. The record is from RefSeq and is a predicted model, not a curated record.
AUGCGCUAUGUGUUCUCCGAAAUUGAACCUUAGAUUUGGUGUAGACAACACUACAGAAAGAAAAUGACUCACUGGUUUCAUCGCAACCCCUUGAAGGCUACAGCUCCUGUUUCGUUCAAUUUUUAUGGAGUAGCUACCACUCCGGCCGCAGCAAAAGUUUGCAAUGAUUUGAGGUUAUCUCGAACACGGCUAUUGGAGCUAUUUACAGACUUGAGUUGUAAUCCAGAAAUGAUGAAGAAUGCAACUGACCAGUACUUCUCACUCUUGCAAGGUUUUAUCCUUUCACUGGAUGACUCUUCCCAAGAAUGCAAGUUGCGAUAUAUUCAGAAUUUCAAGUGGACAGACACAUUACAAGGACAAGUUCCAAGUGCCCAGCAGGAUGCAGUGUUUGAACUGGUUUCCAUGGGAUUUAAUGUAGCUCUGUGGUACACAAAAUAUGCAUCAAGACUCGCUGGAAAAGAAGAUAUAACAGAAGAUGAAGCAAAAGAUGUUCACAGAAGCCUGAAGAUAGCAGCUGGGAUUUUUAAACACUUGAAGGAAAGUCAUAUUCCAAAAUUGAUUACACCUGUAGAAAAAGGAAGAGAUUUAGAAGCUCGACUUAUAGACUCUUACAUCAUACAGUGCCAAGCCGAAGCUCAAGAAGUGACAAUUGCCCGGGCUAUUGAGCUGAAACACAGUCCAGGACUAAUAGCUGCUCUUGCUUAUGAAACAGCUAACUUCUACCAAAAAGCUGAUCAAACAUUAUCCAGUUUGGAUCCAGCCUAUGCAGGUAAAUGGAGGAAGUACUUGAACUUGAAGACCUGUUUCUAUAUGGCCUAUGCAUACUGUUACCAUGGUCAGACUUUACUGGCGAGUGAUAAAUGCGGGGAAGCGAUCAGAUCUCUGCAGGAAUCAGAAAAAUUUUUUGCCAAGGCUGAAGCAUUGUGUAAAGAAUAUGGCGAAACCAAAGGACCUGGGACUACUGCCAAACCUUCUGGACAUCUCUUCUUUAGGAAAUUAGGAAGUUUGAUUAAGAACACACUAGAAAAAUGCCAGAGAGAGAAUGGAUUCAUCUAUUUUCAGAAGGUGCCAGCAGAGGCUCCCCAGCUGGAACUGAAAGCAAACUAUGGCUUAGUGGAGCCUGUUCCUUUUGAAUUUCCUGCCUUGAAUGCACACUGGACUCCUGAAACACUUGCAGCCUUUGAUCUCACCAAGAGGCCAAAGGAUGACACUGCUAAACCAAAACCAGAUGAUGAAGUAAAACCUCUGAAGGAACCAGAUAUAAAGCCUCAAAAAGACAGUGGAUGCCAGAUUUCUUAAGUGCCACAAGUGCUUUGAAUUCACUUUAAAAGUGUAUUAAUUGGACUCUGGGGCUUUAGAUGUGAUCUCCCUUUUUUCUGAUUCUUCUUUUUUAAUUUAGAAGACUAAUUUAAUUUACGAUUGUUAGUAUGAGUCUAUCUUGCUUGAGAAUGUGGUGAAUUUCUAGAAGUUUAUUUAUAUCUGACUUAUUUUUGGUUUUAGUGGGAUAUCAUAGAAUGAGUGGGCUUAAAUGUUCCUAUUGUGCCUCUAGAGAGUUUAUUUUUGUGGGUUUAGUUUCUACCCACAAAUAGCAAAGGAAGUAUCACGAUUGUAGCACUUCAGAAUUUUUCUAUUAAAUUAUAUGCUAUGUAAUGUCAAAUUUUGCAAACAAAAGUUUGCAAGAACCGUUAUAUUUAUUCAGGUUUUGUCAUUCAGACUUAACACCCUGUUGUGUUCCAAUUCACUUAAUUGUAGUGAGUGAAGAAAAUCUGGGUUUGGUUUGUAACACUCCUGUAGUAUUUCACAAGACUUUCACAGAACUUAGAAAACCUUAAGUUCUGCAUAAUUCGAGCACAAUUUAUAUUCUUCUUUU